Molecule: messenger RNA, 1717 nt
Organism: Eubalaena glacialis (North Atlantic right whale)
Lineage: Eukaryota; Metazoa; Chordata; Mammalia; Artiodactyla; Balaenidae
Product: thimet oligopeptidase-like
Biological process (GO): peptide metabolic process; proteolysis
Cellular component (GO): mitochondrial intermembrane space
Molecular function (GO): metalloendopeptidase activity
Source: RefSeq, a predicted model, not a curated record
AUGGCCUUAGAGCCCAUCACGGUUCACGCCGUGUCUGCUUCCAAAAGGACCUGUGUUAAUAAAGACCACGUGUUAGGACAGCACCAAAAGACCUGGCCCGGGGCCCCACGGGGAGGGCAUGGCCCACAGUCCCCAGCGCCGGCCGGCUCUGGGUUCCAGGAGAACUGCACGAUCCUCGGGGAGCUGGUGAGGCUGCAGGCCCAGAAGUCCUGCCUGCUGGGGUUCAGCACGCGUGCCGACUCCGUGCUGGAGAUGAACAUGGCCAAGACCAGCCAGGUGGUGGCCACUUUCCUCGAUGAGCUGGCCCAGAAGCUGAAGCCCCUCGGGGAGCAGGAGCGGCCUGAUCCUGGAGUUAAGAAGGCCGAGUGCCAGAGGCGGGGCCUGCACUCUGACGGGCCCAUCAACGCCUGGGACCUGCGCUACUACAUGAACCAGGGGGAGGAGACGCGCUACCACGAGGACCAGUACCUGCUCAAUGAGUCCUUCCCCAUGCAGGUGGUCACGCGCGGGCUGCUGGGCAUCUCCCAGGAGCUGCUGGGGCUGACCUUCGACCUGGAGGAGGGCGCCAACUUGUGUCACGAAGACGUGAGGCUCUACACGGUCCAGGACGCGGCCUCGGGCAAGGUCAUCAUCGGCAAGUUCUACCUGGACCUCUACCCUCGAGAAGGGAUGUCCGGGCACGCGGCCUGCUUCGGCCUGCAGCCGGGCUGCCUGCCACAGGAUGGGAGCCGCCAGAUCGCCAUCGUGGCCAUGGUGGCCAACUUCACCAAGCCCACGCCCGACCCGCCCUCCCUGCUGCAGCACGAUGAGCUGGAGACCUUUCACGAGUUCUGGCAAGCGAUGCACCAGCUCCGCUCUCAGGUGGGUGCGGGCGCGGGGCUGCGGGCAGGGGCCGGGGAGGGCCCGGGCGCGCGUGGUCCUCAGGCAGACCCUCGCCACGGGAUUCUUCCGCUGAUGUCACCCCGCACGUGGCGACGCCCUCGGUGUCAGCUUCCAUCGUCAAAGCCCACGCACUGGGCGCGUAAACAACAGAAAUGGAUGUCCUCGAGACUCUGGAGGCUGGAAGCCCCAGAUCAAGGAUCUUGGUGGGGCACGGGCAGCGCCAUCCCCCAGGGGCUGCGGGACAAGCUCAUCAAGUCCCGGCAGGGCAACCCAGGCCUCUUCAACCUGCACCAGAUCGUCCUGGCCGAGGUGGACCAGGCCCUGCACACGCAGAUGCCCGCGGACCCGGCCCAGGAGAACGCCCGCCUCUGCCAGGAGAUCCUCGGGGGCCCAGCCAUGCCAGGGACCCACCUGCCUGCAACCUUCGGCUGCCUGGCAGGAAGAUACAACGCCCAGUCCUAUGGCUACCUGUGCAGCGAGGUGUACUCCGCGGACACGUUCCACACACGCUUCAAGCAGGAGGGCGUCCUGAGUGGCAAGGUUGCCAUGGACUACAGAAGCUGCAUUCUGAGGCCAGGCGGCUCCAAGGAUGCCAAGGGCAUCGUGAAGCUCUUCCUGGGUUGUGACCCCACGCAGGAUGCCUUCCUCCUGAGCAAAGGGCUGCAGGUUGAGGGCUGCAAGCCGCCGGCCUGCUGACGGCACGGGGUUCUGCCCACCCAGGCGGGCCCGGUGCCUUAGCGCCCCGCCGGGGCGGGGGAGGGGCCGCGUGUCCUCCCAGCCCCUGAGUCCCUGGCGGCCGGCCUCGGCCAAAAGUCUCCACCUGGACGUGUCUGGA